AUGCACAUCAUCUCAACUGGCCAGUGGGAUAAUCUGAAGCCAGUGGAGGGAGUUGACCCAAACAGUCUCAAGAUAUUUGCUGACAUCCGUAGUGAGUUGACUUUAGUGGAUGUUGCCAUGCCUAAACCUUCACGUGAACCUCUCCAGAUGACUCCUUUGUCCAAUGGUCCAUGGGAACAAGUAAGCAUUGACUUCUGUAAAGUUGCUGAACAAAAUGUCCUUGUUGUAACUGAUGAUUAUUCAAGAUCUCCUGAGAUUGAGGUCGACUCUACUUCUGCUAAAGUGGCGAUUCCUAAGCUUGACCACAUAUUUGCUGCCUAUGGCGUACCCCAAGUGGUAAAGUCUGAUAAUGCCCCCCCCUUCAAUGGUGAUGAGUUCACACAAUUUGCUAAAUAUCUUGGUUCCAAGCACCAAAAGGUCUCUCCUCUGUGGCCCAAAGCCAGUGGAGAAGUAGAACACUUUAUGAAAACCUUUGGAAAGGUGCUACGCACCACUACCAGCUGGAAGCAAGAAAUGUAUUAG
This is a messenger RNA of Orbicella faveolata, 522 nucleotides long. RefSeq lists its product as uncharacterized. The record is from RefSeq and is a predicted model, not a curated record. Lineage: Eukaryota; Metazoa; Cnidaria; Anthozoa; Scleractinia; Merulinidae.